GAGCUGAGUGACCUCCUUGAUUUCACCUCCGCGUCGACGGACGCGCUCAUAACACAUCGCUUCGAAUGUAUUGCUUCUGCACUACUGCACGAAUACUACCUCCUGGUGAUCUCAGACGACACUCGUAACAACUACGAGAUCCUCGAGGUCGAGUUCUACUUGAAAGCUGCUGACGUGCAUGAUGACCCAUUCACGCAUGGCAGUGAGGAACAGAGAUACAGCGGGCAAUGGUACUUCCACCGCGCACCGCGCAGAUCCAAGGAUCCGACCGUGUCCCAAACGGCUGCAAGCGGGUAUCGAGGCGGCACGCGCAAAGGCCUUGACCUGACGAUGGGCGCGCCGCCCGUGCGCACGUCCCCAUACUUCGCCCCGUCCGCGCAGAGCACCCCGUGCGAGCCGCCUAUCCGCGGAGGCGUGCUGCUGCGCACCAUCCGCCGCAUUUCCGACGCCAAGGUCAUCUCCGGGCCGUCGCUCCUCGUCGACGAGGUCCUCCGCGCAAGCGGCGCGGCGAGCAUCGCGGAGCUUGUCGCGACUCAGUGGGGUGGCGACAUCUCCGCGUUCUCGGUGGCUGCCCCCGCGGCGUGCAGACUGCAGCUCACGCGGCGCGUCGCUGCCCCCGCUACGCGACCGCAGGUAUACCGCUCGCCGCGCAUCGGCCUCGACCUCUCCAGCCCGGACAUUCCUGCGGACGGCGUGCAGCAGCUGGCGCACCCGCGCGUUGUGUUCGUCGGACUGCCCUACCGCUAUUUCGUGCACCCGCACCUGCUCACCGCGAAUGGCCGCGGGCAGACGCUUCUGGGGGUGUAUGAUGCGUGCACGGCGGCUGACCCGCACGAAGACGAGGCCCGAUUGAGCGAGGUGGUGCGGCUUACCGGGCUGAAGGAUGCGACGGUGCAGAAGUACCUGAGCGAGUACAGAGUGGGGCUGCAGGGAGGCGGUCUGAAGCCCUUCCUGGGCGUUGCAGGGAAGGGCGCAUCGGCGUCGCCAACGACGUUCAUGCGGAUGAUGGGCACGUUG
Molecule: messenger RNA, 1017 nt
Organism: Postia placenta MAD-698-R-SB12
Lineage: Eukaryota; Fungi; Basidiomycota; Agaricomycetes; Polyporales; Adustoporiaceae
Exons: 2
Source: RefSeq, a predicted model, not a curated record